CUGUAUCCUCUCAUUCUAAUGCAGCUACAGAUAUUGUGGAGAAAGAUGAUGAGAUAGCUAUGGCUUUACAAGUUGAUGACAUAAAUGCUUAUUCAUUUCUCUAUCCAGUGCAAUUACCUUCUAAAAAGUUUACAUUCAAAUGGGUGGAAUCUAGAAAGCCAGAGCGUUAUUCGUCAGCUGCACCACUAUCUCCUGAUGCUCGCCAGCGUAUUGUGUCCGAGCGAGUUGACAUGAUUGAUAAUGUUGUUAUAUCUGUUUCGAUUGGUCCUCCCAAUUCCCGAUUCCUAAAAUCCAAGGAUAAGAAUACAUGGAAUGCAAAAGAUGUCGCUGAUGCUCUCUUAUCCGACAAAUCUUCUUUGCGUAUCACCACUGGUCAACGGAUGGCCGAAAGUUCUGUUCUUGAUGCUCAUCGCACUGAUGUUGAUGGUGAGCCUUACUGGUAUUACGAAUAUAUUAUUCGAAAAUCACCCACUAAAUCUGCUCAGGACACAAACCUUUAUAGGCAAUACCUGGCCUCCACUGCCGAAAGGGAUGGGUAUCUGUACUCUUUGAGUGCUUCUACACUUAGCAAACAAUGGAAUGUUAUGGGGCCAUACUUAAAGAAGACAGUGGAGUCUUUUCGCCUUCUCCCACCCACUGAGAACUAUGUCCCUCCAUACAAGGAUCCAUGGAGAUUUUGGUGACCCGUUCCUGAUAAUGUCAAUGACAGGGUGUAAAUGCAUGCAAUACAUGAGCCAGGUCAAAUGUGAUUGUUGUAUCAAUUGCUCUAUAAGUUCAGUUUGAGGUGAAUUUGUCAUGAUUUGGAUGAUAAAAUCCAGGUUCAGGAUGGAGGAUAAUAGUUUUUUGAGAAAAACUGUAGGAUCGAGGAUAAUAGUUUCUUCCUCGAUCUUGGAUAUAUACCAAAAGACAUGCUCUGAACCAGAAUGUUUUAUACUUCUUCUUGUUGAUGGUGUCAUCUUUUGAAGUUAAGGGCACUUUUUGCCACAUUAUAUUCAAGAAACAAGGAGCCAAAUACGUGACUUAGAAACUAGCAUUAGGUCGGCUGUGUUUGUGGAUGUUAUGAAUAUCUCGUAUCCCCGUUCUUCAUUUUUUUUUUUUAAUAUAUAUAUUUGUCAGCGGGGUAGAGGGGAGUGGUAGUUCAGCUGUAGGAAUCAAACUUGAGAUAUAGUGCUGCUAAAUGUCAGCUGCUAACCAUUCAAGUCCAAGCCGGAUUCCUAAUGUGCUUACAUCAUUGGAUUUGCAUAAUUUGCAACAAGCUAGAAGACUAGAGUGAGAGCAUGUUACACAGAUGCAGGCAGCAUAUCUAAAACAGAGUUGAAACUUUUAUACACUCACUGAGAGGGAGAUAGAGAGAGAGAGUCCUGCCAUAUUUGGCUAGCUAAUAGGGUAUUUGAAUGCCUGGUCUUUCUUUCUGCUGCAAGAGCCAUUAUAAUGAGAAGUUAUCAUUAGAGUGAGAACAAGAAUUUUU
Messenger RNA from Amborella trichopoda, 1468 nucleotides. It is a transcript of the gene PPD5, whose product is annotated as PsbP domain protein (Mog1/PsbP/DUF1795-like photosystem II reaction center PsbP family protein). NCBI's taxonomy places the organism in Eukaryota, Viridiplantae, Streptophyta, Magnoliopsida, Amborellales, Amborellaceae. Gene Ontology annotation, biological process: photosynthesis. Gene Ontology annotation, molecular function: calcium ion binding. Gene Ontology annotation, cellular component: photosystem II oxygen evolving complex; extrinsic component of membrane; photosystem II. The record is from RefSeq and is a predicted model, not a curated record.